Paramecium octaurelia is the source of this 1681-nucleotide messenger RNA. The record is from the annotation of a GenBank genome assembly. NCBI's taxonomy places the organism in Eukaryota, Ciliophora, Oligohymenophorea, Peniculida, Parameciidae.
AUGGGAUCAAUUUGUUAAUCGCAUUCCUGUUCAGUUGAAUACACAUCUCAAUUAAGCACAAGUGUGAACUUUCUCAAACCGAUAAUUGAUUAACAAUUGUAGGAUGAAAUAAUGGAGGAAUCCUUGUCUCCUACUGAUUUUGACAAGGAGUUCACUACCACCAAGUCAAUGCUCCCCAGAUCUCCAGAUGUCAUACCGAAGUCGCCUUUGAAUUCCCCCACACCUAAUGAUUCAGUUGUAAUAUCCAAAUUUCACAUAACAUCUGACGACUUUGUUAAGUUUAGAUAUCAGAACUACGCUGAUUCUUACUAGAUCGAAAGAUCACUCGGUUCUGGCAGUUACGGCGAAGUCUUUAUUGUCAGAAACAAGCAAACGAGUACCUACUCGACAUUUAAUUUUUAGGUUAAUUGAGAGCCAUGAAACAAAUCAAAAAACAAUAAAGUUCGUUGAGUAAGAAGUGUUUGAGAGAGAUGGAGAUUUUAUCAAAGUUAGAUCAUCCAUUUAUUGUGAAGGCAAUCGAAGUAUUCCAAGAUGACCAGAGUUACAACAUGAUUAUUGAGUAGUGUUAUUUAUUUGAGGUAGGCUACUCUAGGGAACUGAUCUACAGGAAGAUAUAUAGAAUAAUAAUAAGUUCCCUGAGGAAAAGGCAGCCAACAUAGGUUAUCAGUUGUUAUUGGCUCUGAGUUACAUUCAUAACCAAGAUGUAGUUCACAGAGACAUCAAGCCAGAGAACAUUUUAUAUCAAUACAAUAACGGGAACACUCUCAUCAAACUCAUCGAUUUUGGUAUCUCAACUGAAAUCAAAAAGAAUAGGAAACUCAGUUCUUAAUUAGGAUCAGUAAGAAUAUUCUUAAAUUAUUCAAGAUGUAUUUUAUGGCUCCUGAGAUCUUCAGUAAAGACUAUGGCAAAUAAAUUGACAUUUGGGCUUGUGGAGUUACCUUGUUCUAUUUGGUUCAUAAAAGAUAUCCCUUUAUGGGCAAGACCAAUUCGGAAAUGAAGAAUGCAAUUAAAAGUGGAAAUCUCUAAUUUGAUAAAUCUAUUACGCCUGAAUUAUAGUGUCUGUUGGUCAAGAUGUUGUAGGUGAAUCCCAACAAAAGAAUCACUGCUUAAUAAGCAUUGCAAGAAGAUUGGUUCGUUAAACAUAGAUUUUUAAGUCAAUUCAAUCAACAACUUAUUUUCAAAUUAAUAAAUUACCAUUCAACAACCCUAUUCGAAGAACUGAUAUUCUCAGUCAUUACAUACUUUUGUCAGAACUCUGAUGAUCAUGGCUAAGCCAUUUAAACCUUCUUAUAUCUAGAUGCAGAUCAAGAUGGCUAAAUUUCGAAAUAAGAAUUCAAGAAGUCCUUAUAUCAACUCAACAUCAACAAUUCCUCUUAGAAAAUCGAUGACCUCUACACCACUCUGAAUAAAUAGUCAGAUGAUACACUCACUUACAAAGGUAUUGUCAUCCAUCUCACUUGUAGAAUUCCUAGCAGCUUCAGUAGCCAGAGAUAAACUAUAAACAAAGAAAUGUUAGAAAUUUUGUUUUUAAUUGAUUGAUUAUGAUUAAGACGGCAAGAUUUCGGAAUCAGAUUUCUGUCAUCUGAUGGGCAAGAGCCACUCGAAUCUAUGGCACCUUCUAAACACCUCGAAUAGUUUAUAUAUAACAGAAGAAGAAUUUUAUAGUAUGUUUAAAUGUUGA